ACUAGCCAUUCUCAAAACCUCAACUUCCAACAUAGCAUUCUCCAAAAGAAAAAAAGGUUUCAAUAAGGUUGGUUAGGUGGUCAUGGUGAUGGUGGUAAGUUGUGGGCGUGCCUGGCUCCCUGUAUGCCAUUUGCAAGAGCUCAUCAACACAGUUUUGGUGGGGCUUGGUGGAUGGCGUGCGAGGAGCCAUGCAUGCUUCUGCCACCCAAUAUCAACUUGCCAUCUUCCCUUCCUCAUAUUGAAUCUCUGUGCUUCUUUUAGGUUGCAAAACUUAGAAUGUUGCCAUUCUCGCAGCAGCAGCAGCACUAUGGCCCUGGAAGUGAAAGGGCUGCCUGCUGCUAUUCAUUCAAAUAUAGUUUUCAAGUUCAGAACUUGGGCUCCCACUACUUGUACUUUGCAGGCUUGUGGUGGUUGAGCUCCUUGAAGAACUAGUCUGAGAUGUGUACCGUUUGUGCAAUCUAAUCCCCAUUAGAUCACUGAGGCCGGCGCUUGGCGGUUUCUUGCAC
Molecule: messenger RNA, 506 nt
Organism: Linum tenue
Lineage: Eukaryota; Viridiplantae; Streptophyta; Magnoliopsida; Malpighiales; Linaceae
Source: the annotation of a GenBank genome assembly